Suillus paluster is the source of this 4998-nucleotide messenger RNA. RefSeq lists its product as uncharacterized. Gene Ontology annotation, biological process: RNA processing. Gene Ontology annotation, molecular function: ATP binding; DNA binding; ribonuclease III activity. NCBI's taxonomy places the organism in Eukaryota, Fungi, Basidiomycota, Agaricomycetes, Boletales, Suillaceae. The record is from RefSeq and is a predicted model, not a curated record. The transcript has 8 exons. The coding region runs from base 332 to 4720 and encodes 1462 amino acids.
GACACCGGCCGGUUAGUUGCACAGAUCGCGGUGCGCAGCUCUCGCUUUCGCUUGCCACAUGAAACAUGAAAAUCUGCGCCGCCGUGCGCUGCGGUCAGCGUGACUUUAGACUCAGCGAGCAAACAAAAUUUCCGAUUGACUUGUUCUCCGAUGCUACUCACGCUCUCCCACGGUGUUUAACGUUCGAGUUUGGCUGUACGCAAGCAAUAUUUUCUUCAACUCCACUGCAGCUGUGAUCACCUUCUGCCAUCGAUAUCGUUCCGGCCGACAGCGUUGUCCUGUAUAAUAUGCAGAGUAGUUAAUCUAUUCAACAUCAUCCAUUUCAAGUGCAAUGGCCGUCACUCAAGACUCCUCCAUACAAUCAGUCAACGAGACCAUUCUCCCUCGAAAAUAUCAAGAGGAGAUAUUUCAACGCGCUCAAGAAUGUAAUAUAAUCGCAGCACUCGAUACUGGCAGUGGAAAGACUUUCAUCAGCAUCUUACUCAUCAAAUGGAUCGUACUGCAAGAGAGCGCCCGCGGCAAAGUCAUUGUGUUCCUGGUACCCAAAGUAGCGCUCGUUGAACAGCAGGCCAACUUCAUCGCAGCACACACUCCUUUGCGAGUCAAGAAGUUCCAUGGAUCUCUCGAUCUGGAGCUCACAGAUCGUGCCAACUGGAGGACAUCCUUCGAGAAAUCCGACGUCGUAGUUAUGACUGCGCAAAUAUUCUUGAACAUCAUCACCCAUUCGCACUGGAGCAUCGAUAAGGUUUCUCUUCUCGUCUUUGAUGAGUGCCAUCACACCAGGAAAAAUCACGCAUACAACGGCAUUAUGCGUGAAUAUUUCCAAACACCAUCGUUCCAGCGCCCAAAAGUGUUUGGCAUGACUGCCUCUCCAAUUUGGAAUCCAAAAGAUGCUCAGGGAUCCCUCAUGACCCUCGAGAAGAACCUUGAUGCUAUCGUCAUCGCAGUUCGCGAGCAUGUGUCUGAGCUCCUUCAUAACUCCCCUCGUCCCCUUGAGAUCAUCAAGGAGUACUACCCCCCACCUACCAACUACAUCUACCUACAUCCUAAUCUAUGGGACUGUGUCUCGUUGUUCCGCUCCCCCGACGUGGCUAUUCCGUGGGAAAAGCUUCAGAUGAAGUAUCAUGUCACCCGAAACAGCCUUGGUCCAUAUUGUGCCGACCUCUACCUAUACCACGAUAUCAAAGCACGAAUCUCGCAGAUCAUCAGUGACCUAGAAGCAUCAAUCAAGGACAGACCACAAAUUAAUUAUGACGACGACACAUACCCUAGCAUGGACGUCGACGAACCCUCAGAGACCACUAUCGUCAUUCCUCCUGACCUUGAGCAAAUCGACUUCAUCCUCUGUGAUUUUCGGCCUUUCUUCGAGGAUGAUUCUAUUCCUCCUGCCGUGCCAAUAACUGUACCACUCGCAUGGUGCUCUCCCAAAGUCAAGGCACUUACGGAAGUGCUACUCGACCAUUAUACUCCGACUUUUCAGGGAAUUGUAUUUGUAGAGCAACGGCAGGUGGCGGCUUGUCUGGCAAAGAUCCUUUCGCACAUACCAGAGCUUCGAGGGAGUAUUCGAUGUGCGGAGCUUGUUGGGCAUGGUGGCGGACAUGGGCAGCGUGGUAAGCAUGCAGCCACCGCCAAUGUGAAGGGCAUGGGUCUUGCACGUCAGCAGGAUGUUGUGAAGUCCUUCCGUGAUGGUACUUUGAACUUGCUUGUAGCAACGUCAGUCGCUGAGGAAGGUCUCGACUUUCCUGCUUGCGACCUUGUCAUCCGUUUCGACCCGCUGCAUCAUAUGGUCGGGUACGUACAAUCACGCGGUCGAGCACGCACCAAAACCUCCACGUUCGUUAUUAUGGUCCAGGAAGGUCAUAUGGCACACCUCAACCGUUACAAGAUAUUUGUUGAUAGCGAACCGGAGCUCAAGCGUGUUUAUCAGAGCCGAGAAAACCCUACUCGGCCACCCUCACCAACGCCUUCCGAUUCGGAAGAAGGUGAAGUAGAGGAGGAGAAUCCAGUCGAUUUGGCCGCACGCGAGCGUUAUAUAGUCCCUUCUACGGGUGCUGUGCUCACAUAUGGUUCCGCCAUCAGCCUAUUGAACUAUCUAUGUUCCCUAAUUCCCCAUGACGCAUUCACCCCUACCCCGCUCCCAAAGUACAGCGGUGACUACGCCACUGUACUUGAGCUGCCAUCGAGCCUUCCCCUCCCGAUCGAUAAAUUGGUCUUCCGUGGACCAAUGCGGUGUUCCAAGCGGGAGGCCCGGCGCGCAGUAGCAUUCAUGGCUGUCAAGGAGCUUCACAAACUCGGGGUAUUCGACGACUACUUACUUCCGUCAGCUGGCUCCAAGGGUAGGGGCCUAGAGGAUGGUGACGGGAGGAAACUUAUGGAUGUGACUGAUGUGCCCGACAUCAUAGACGUCCCGGUGCGGGAUCCUUGGGCUCUGGGGCCGCGGCUGAGGAUGCACGUCAUUUCCAUAGAUGGCGUUGACGUUGCAGGACUCGUCACCGGCACGGAGUUACCGGUACUGGAGAUCAUGAGCGAAGGCUGCCGUGUCACAUUGCGGUGCACCGACGAGCUCGUAUUUGACGAGGACGAGGAAUGGGAGAAGUUGGAGAUGCUAAACGAGUAUACCAAAAUGGGCAUCUGGUUCUGCAUCACUGGCCGGCCCGUUACUCUCCCCAUUACUUGUUUCCUCGUUCCACUGACUCCUCACAACUGUAUCGACUUCGACGCUGUGGAGCGUGUUGUCACCGAUCCUCUAGGAACUUACGAUUGGUCAUCUGUGACUGAAAACGACUAUCACCGCACCCUGAUCAUGAACUGUAAUCAGUUUGGACGAGCUAUGGUUCUGCGCAAUAUACGACACGACUUGACCGCACUGUCUGUACCACCACCUGGCUCCCGUGAGUCUUCCUGCUCCACCUACGAAGAAUUCUUCGUACAGAGAUGGACCAGGAAGACCCGCGAAGCGGUCGUUCCGACCGACUGUCCUUUGGUUGAAGCCACUUACCUUCCGCGUCAUCCUUCCGGUCUGUAUCGACCAGCGCACCGCUUACAGGACGUUGACAAGUACAAGCGUCACAUGGCACGACCGGGAGUGCUUGUACCCCAGGGGGCCUGUCGGCGCACGCAUUUCUCGGAGAACGUGUACCAGGCAUUCCUCUUCCUUCCACGGAUAUGCCGCCGCGCUACAGACCUGUACCGCGCUCAACAAGAACGCUUCGAAUUAGGGCUACCUCCCAUCAAGGACGAGCUUUUGAUUGAAGCAUCGACUUUGCCCACGACAAGUGCAACGUGGAAUAACCAGCGUUUGGAAACGCUAGGAGACUCUGUUCUCAAGCUUGCCGCAACUGUUCAUGUCAUGAACAAGUACCCCCACCGACACGAGGGACAACUAUCUCAGCUGCGCCAGAACAGUGUGUCGAAUCGGACUCUGCUGGCAAGGGCAUUAGAGAUUGGUCUUGAGAAGUACCUCACUUCGGAGGGUCAGAGUCUCCAUGUGUGGCGCCAUACCGUUCCAGAAGAUGAUGACCGCAUGCAACCUUUCACACCUGCGAAGCGGCAUGCUCAUCGAGCGUACCCUCGUAGAAGCUUACAGGACUGUAUGGAGGCUACGUUAGGCGCUGCAUUUCUGCAUGGAGGGAUGGAUAUGGCCCUCCAUGCGGGAGACGCCCUGGGGAUGUGCGUGGGUGGCACCAUUCCAUGGCCGCUGCGAUAUUCUCGUCCCCCAGAAUCAUCCCCGGCGCCACCCCUUUUCGCUGACCUUCAAACCAACCUCGGAUACGAGUUUCACCGUGGCGAUCUUUUGGUUGAAGCCGCGACCCACCCGUCUUUCGCAACCACUGCUGGAUCUUCUUAUCAGCGGUUAGAAUUCUUGGGCGAUGCUGUCAUUGACCUUGUCGUCAUGAGGUAUCUGUUCAACAAGUUCCCAGAAGCCACUUCAGGUCAGCUGUCGGCUGCUCGUUCGCGAGCUGUGUGUGGGCCAACCCUUGCCUCCAUUUCUGUGAGGCGGCUCGGCCUUCACAAGCAUUUACUUAUCAAUAAUGUGGAACUAAGCACUGCGAUCGCGAGACACGUUCCCCUGCUCACAUCUCUCUCCCCUGAGGACACCAUCAGCAAGGGAUGGAAAUACGAUCCGCCGAAAGCGCUGAGCGACGUGCUGGAAAGCAUUGUUGGAGCAGUCUUGGUUGACACCCGUUUCGAUUUUGAGAAAACGGCGGUCAUAGUCGAAGCGGUGAUCAGCGAUGUGCUGGAAGCCCUGACAACGGAUCUACCUCGAGACCCUGUGUCUGAGUUGAUGGUCUGGGCAGCUGCUGCAGGAUGCAGGCGGAUAUCCUUCCAGAAGACACAGAGUAAUCCAGAUCUCCGCCGAAACGAUAGUGUGUCUGUGGUCGUGCAUGACGUAGUUGUCGUCGGCCCUAUUACAGCCACUAACCUGUCUUUGUCGAAAGGUCUUGCAGCGGAACGCGCACGCAAUGUCUUGGCUGAUCCGACGUUUGACAAGUGUCUCGAAAAGUUGUGCGAUUGCGUGCGGGACUUGGCCCCUGUCGUCCCAGAAGCUGCAGAAGCUAUCGUCGAUGAUGAUACCACGGCUCCUUUGAGGCUCACUGAUGAGACUGAGGAGGGUUUUGCUGCCAUCGCCAAGCAGAAACUGCGCGACGGGGAUGUUGGGUCUGCUCAGGAUAAUGAUGGGUGUGAUGACGAUGUGGUGGAUAUGGAUGUGGAGGAAUGAUUGACAAGGCAUGUAGGCCACUUUUUUUUGUUAUUUUUUGAUGCCCGUCUCUGUUUUGGGGUGAUGGUUGGUAUACGGAGCCGAAGAGUGUUCCCAGCCUGUGCGGAAGGAUUGGAGAUGUGUUUCCGUCCAGGGUGGGCUGGUUCUGGGCAUCCGUUGUACUAUAUACUGAUUAGAAGAAACGCUUCUUUAUGUUUUCUUACACGUGGCACUCUGUGUAGUUGGCCGUACAAGCUACAUAUGUAUAAUUUAAGACGAGCUGAUUAUCUCUUGGAAAA